AUGGCCGAGAAGAAGACUCUGAAGAUCCAAUACAAAGACCACAAACACUGCCUCCAGCUGACCAUGGCCGCGCCGCCUAUCUCGCUCUUGCAUGCUGCACCAUUGCACAAGCUCCAAUUUGGGGGUAUGACAGGAUACUCUGUCUCCUUCGGCAUCUUUCAAGAAUACUAUAGCGAUCCCAUGCACGGCAUAGAUGCUUCUGCUGGAGCCAUCGCCACUGUGGGGUCCAUGCAAAUGGGCAUCAUGUAUCUCCUGAUGCCUGUCAUAUUCGUGAUACUGAACAAAUAUCCACAUCUCCGGCGUUGGUGUGGUCCUGCUGGACUUUUGAUCACAAUGACAAGCUUGUCUGCCUCUGCUUUCGUCAGCAGCAUCGUGGGCUUAAUCGCCACCCAAGGCGCACUCUAUUCAAUUGGCUGUGGACUUCUCUUCAGCCCCAUCUCUCUCUAUAUGGACGAGUGGUUCAUUCAACGAAAGGGACUCGCCUACGGGAUCAUGUGGUCGGGCAAAUCGUCAGUUGGCGUAGCCAUGCCUUUCGUCUUCAGCAGCUUGCUACGCCGCUUUGGUCUUCGCGCAACCAUCCUUUCGUGGACGAUAGCUUCUGCAAUUCUGAUAUUGCCGACGCUCUUUUUUCUCAAGCCCCGUAUUCCACUAUCAUCUACAUCUCGUUCCCGGCCCCUUUCGUUUGCGUUUCUCCGCCAUGCUUCGUUUUGGAUGAUGCAAAUUGGAAUCAUCGUCCAAUCUCUCGGCUAUCUCAUGCCAAGCACGUAUCUGGCCAGCUACGCCUCUGCCAUUGGUCUUUCUUCCGUAACGGGUCCGAUUUUGCUUGCAUUAUUCUCUACGGCAUCGGUGCCUGGAUCAUUGGUUCAUGGCUGGUUGGGAGAUAAGCUUUCAGCGACUAAAGUAAUCCUCCUUUCAUCCUUUGGAAGUGCCCUCCCUGUUUUUCUUCUCUGGGGACUUGGCCAUCAAAUUAGUACCAUGGUUGUUUUCGUCGUUCUUUAUGGCUUCUUUGCUGGAGGGUUUAGUUCCACCUGGUCAAGUAUGCUGCACGAGAUCAAACGAGAUGAUGGAGCUGCAGAAUCCUCUCUUAUCUUUGGUCUUCUAUUGGGAGGUCGAGGACUCGGAUAUAUCCUUGGUGGGCCGAUCAGUGGCUCGCUUUUGUCUAUAAAGGGGGCUAUUGCAGAGGAACCAUUGGGUUACGCCACCAAGUACGGUCCCAUGAUUCUCUGCACCGGUAUUACUGCCGUCAUGGGAGCCUGGGCUCCUUUAUGGAAGGGUGCGAAAAUCGUCGGCAAAGAGGCAUUUACAUCUUGCUCCCAUAUAUUCACUGCAGACUAA
Messenger RNA from Trichoderma aggressivum f. europaeum, 1335 nucleotides. RefSeq lists its product as uncharacterized. Gene Ontology annotation, molecular function: transmembrane transporter activity. Gene Ontology annotation, biological process: transmembrane transport. NCBI's taxonomy places the organism in Eukaryota, Fungi, Ascomycota, Sordariomycetes, Hypocreales, Hypocreaceae. Bases 1 to 1335 code for a protein of 444 amino acids. The record is from RefSeq and is a predicted model, not a curated record. Gene Ontology annotation, cellular component: membrane. The transcript has 2 exons.